AUGACGGAGCAGGGAGUUGAAGUCAAUGCUGUGCCUGGUGUUAUGGCACCAAGUAACGUGUACGUGAUCCAGGCCAGGAAUCCUGUGGCUCCUGGGAGCAAGGGGCAGCCUGUGGGAAUGGCCACUUACUUAACAUCCAGAGUGACCGAGAGUGAUGCAGGAAGAGCGAACUUUCAGACGCCAUGCGUAGUGAUCCGGAAUCCAGCGGAAGUGAACGCCACACAGGGUCCGCCCACGGUGCUUCAGCUUCAGCAUCCGACAGCAGUGGCCAGUAUGCAGACCCCACCUGGGGAGAUCCAGUACUCACUGGGAACCACAGACCUCCAAACCCUGCCUGGAGGCCCUCAGAAUCCGCCCCCAAGUGCCCCUGGGCCGAUGUAUACCUCCAACCAAUUCCAAUGGAACAUGCCUUUUGGAUCAUUUUUUACGUUCGAUCCCAAGAAAUUCAUAAAGGACGAGGUCAGGACACUGGGGGCCAUCCAGAUUCUCAUCGGCCUGACUCACAUCUUCACUGCCAUCAAUCCUUCACUGUAUUGGGAAGGAUCUUAUUCUGCGAUAUCAGGGUACCUGGAAUGGGGAGGAGUAUCCUUUAUCAUCUCUGGCUCGCUCUCAGUGGAGGCUGAAAAGAAAGGCAUUUGUUGCUUGGUGCAUGGCAGCAUCGGCAUGAACGUGGUCAGCGCUAUCAUUUCCCUGGCUGGGAUCUUGCUUCUCAUCUCGGAUCUGUGCUUUACCCAGCCGGUUAAUGUGAAGGCAAUUUCUGGUGGUCUCCUCCCCUUUGCCCUGCUGGAGUUCUGCCUCACCUGUGUGGUCUCACAUUUUGGGUGCCAGGCUACAUGUUGGAACCAGUUUGUGAACAGGACAGAGGUUCCGACCAUAGUCAUUGCCAACCCAGCCAACACUCCCACCGGCCCCUUCAACGUGACUGACAAUACCACUGGCCAGGCCAACGUCAUCACCAGCCCUGCCAACCCCACCUCCCCCACCAACGCUGCAGUGAUGGUGCCCCCUGUACCCUCCUAG
Messenger RNA from Budorcas taxicolor (takin), 1020 nucleotides. It is a transcript of the gene MS4A18, whose product is annotated as membrane spanning 4-domains A18. Lineage: Eukaryota; Metazoa; Chordata; Mammalia; Artiodactyla; Bovidae. Gene Ontology annotation, cellular component: plasma membrane. Gene Ontology annotation, biological process: cell surface receptor signaling pathway. The record is from RefSeq and is a predicted model, not a curated record. The coding region runs from base 1 to 1020 and encodes 339 amino acids. The transcript has 6 exons.